CGCAGCUGCUGGUGUGGACUCGGGCCGGCGCGCCGCGCGAGCGGGAUGAGCGCGCGCCCGGGCCUGUGACCGCCGUGGCGAUGGACUGCGGCUUCGUCGCGGGCGGGAGAUCGAAGCGCCCGCCGGGCCGCCGGCGGCUUGUGCUCUUCCUGCCUUCAGGCGGCUGCGGAAGCCCGGGCGGCCGCGGCGUCCCGGCGCGCUACUGCCUGUCAGCGCUGUCCGUGGGUCUGGGGGCGCUGAAGCCUCGCGCCCCGGCGGCCCCCCGCGGCGCGUCACGUGCCUCCCCGCUGCUCCUCCUCCUGCUUGUGCCCUCCCCGCGCCUGGCCACCGUCGCCCAGCGCCGGCCCCUAGCGGACCGGGAGCGCUCGCGCCUGGGGCCCUCUGUCCCCGCGGCUAGCCGCGGCGGCGCGGGAAGGUGCCUGCGGGGCCUCGCCCCGGGCGUCGCCUGGGCCGCCGGCGCCCUCCACCUGUGCCGCGGCCGAGUGGCCGCCAUCACUUCGUCCAGGAGAGAGCUAAGCCUCUCGGCUGGGAGCCUGCAGUUGGAGCACAGGAGAGAUCUGGAGCACAAAAGGCGAGAUUUCACCUCUUGUGGGAACAAGAAGCUCUACUUUGACACCCACGCCUUAGUGUGUUUACUGGAAGAAAAUGGCUUCACCACCCAGCAAGCAGAAAUCACUAUCUCUGCAUUGGUCAAGAUCACGGACGCCAACAUGGAUAUCGUCUACAAGGAUAUGGUCACCAAAAUGCAGCAGGAGAUCACUGUUCAGCAAAUAAUGUCUCAGAUUGCCAAUGUGAAAAAGGAUAUGAUUAUUUUGGAGAAGAGCGAAUUUUCGGCUCUCAGAGCAGAAAAUGAGAAGAUAAACGUGGAGCUACAUCGAUUAAAACAACAAAUAAUGGAUGAAGUGGUCAAAGUCCGAACAGAUACCAAGUUAGACUUCAAUCUAGAAAAGAGCAGAGUGAAGGAAUUGUACUCGUUGAAUGAAAGGAAGCUGCUGGAAAUGAGGACAGAAAUGGUGGCAUUGCAUGCCCAGCAAGAUCGGGCUGUCACCCAGACAGACAGGAAGAUAGACACUGAGGUCGCUGGCCUCAAAACCAUGCUGGAGUCACACAAGCUUGAUAAUAUUAAAUAUUUAGCAGUUGCCUUUGUACCGCUGAGUGGUGGUGGACAAAACACGGAAGACCCCACUCAGCCGGUCCAGUGAACUUGGUCUAACCUGUGGGACAUGCCAACAGUAAAAAUUUAUAUAACCCUAAAAUUUUCAAUCUUCUGUCACAUAGAGGAUUUUGGGGGUCUCCAUUUAAAAGGCACAACGACUUCACUAAGUGCUAAAGGAUCAUCGAAACUAAACCAAGAGCACCAGACCCUCUGUCCCUCUGACCAAGCCCUUCCCCUCAGCCAGCGCCCAUGUUAGGGGGCAGCCCCAGUGGGUUGGUGUGCUAAUGAUUCACCUGUACUGUCCCCCUAAAGAAGUUAUUUUUCUCUUAAUUUCCAUUGUCUUAGUAAGUUGUCAUGGUUACUUUUCAUGUGCCUUUCCGCCAGAAAAUCUUGUUGCCUGAUGAAAUUUUGUAAUCAUUACAAAUGGGGACUCUGGUUUUGCCUCUCAGAGUGCUAGAUUUCUCUCCCACCCUUACAUUGUGUGUGUGUGUGUGUGUGUGUGCGUGCGUGUGU
Lontra canadensis (Northern American river otter) is the source of this 1669-nucleotide messenger RNA. RefSeq names its product mitochondrial calcium uniporter regulator 1 (gene MCUR1). Gene Ontology annotation, biological process: positive regulation of mitochondrial calcium ion concentration; calcium import into the mitochondrion. The transcript is spliced from 9 exons. NCBI's taxonomy places the organism in Eukaryota, Metazoa, Chordata, Mammalia, Carnivora, Mustelidae. The record is from RefSeq and is a predicted model, not a curated record. The coding region runs from base 81 to 1202 and encodes 373 amino acids. Gene Ontology annotation, cellular component: mitochondrial inner membrane; mitochondrion.